Triplophysa rosa is the source of this 8051-nucleotide messenger RNA. RefSeq names its product cholesterol 7-desaturase nvd. The coding region runs from base 1461 to 2903 and encodes 480 amino acids. Gene Ontology annotation, molecular function: chlorophyllide a oxygenase activity; 2 iron, 2 sulfur cluster binding. Gene Ontology annotation, biological process: chlorophyll biosynthetic process; cholesterol metabolic process. The record is from RefSeq and is a predicted model, not a curated record. Lineage: Eukaryota; Metazoa; Chordata; Actinopteri; Cypriniformes; Nemacheilidae. Gene Ontology annotation, cellular component: chloroplast. The transcript has 7 exons.
UAUUAAUCUUAGCUCAUGUUAAUUUUAGCAUGCACUAAUACAUUUUUUAAUGUUUUAUUAGUUUAUGCACUAACAUGAAAAUAAAAAAAGCUUUUCAAUGGCAGUGUAUACGUAUAUUUACCACUAGGAUACGCAAAAUAGCAGGUGCAUUGGAAAUGCAGUCCAUAGGUAUAAAUAAAAUAUUUUACAUCAACCUCGCCGCCACUAGGGGGCCCCCAAGAGCACACGAAAUUACAGUUUUUUGUGAUAUAUUCACUACACACAUCCAUUUUCUCAUGCAGGGCCGCACCCACUAAUUUUUCAGUGGUGUGUCAAAAUUUGUUAAAUUACUGACUAAACGCAACAUUGCAGUAUCAAAAUAAGUAAGGUGGCCAAUCAAAUGUCACGUCUUCAGCUGUUCAGUAAGACGUUUCAGUUUAAAGUUGAAAUGCUGUGCAACACACGACAUACUGUAAGUGACUAAAAACAUUCAAUAUUUGACAACUGUUUAGUGUUUAACGAUAGAAAUGUUGAACAUCGGACAGUAUUCACUGAUGCAAACGACACAAUGCUGAUUUAGAUUUAAAAUAUGUAUUUUACGUGAUUCAUGUAAUUUAUAAUUAUCUGUUAAUUCAGGGUUUUAUUUGGGAUAAGAGUAAUUGUGUGCAUAUUGUAAAUUAUUUAAUGGUUAUCAAGUAAAAAAACUAAAUGUGUGGCUUUAAAACGGUGUCUAUAGGUUGUGGUUAAAAAAAGAUACUUUAAAUAAAAUCUUUGCAAAUAGAUAAAUGCAUUGAACAAUAAAUUCCACAACCUUUGUGGUCUGUGCUUAAAAUUUAAAGGGACAGUUCACCUAAAAUUGGAAGUAACGAAAUUAUCAAAUGUUUUGACAAUCACAUGUAAUGCAAUGUUUUCUGUAUGUGUUUUUGCGAAAUUCCUACAUCCCAAACACAGCUAACAGAAUUGGGUGCAUUAAUAAAAUGCAAAUAAUCAAACAUUGGCAAUAGUCGAUUGUAUUGUGGGGCAGGGGGACGCCGAAUAAAAGUCUGCUUAGGACCCCGUAAGGCUUGGGCCGGCCCUGUCAACAAUCAAUAUCUUUUUUCCUUACAGAACAAAUUGACUUGAAUUAGAUUUUCUAUCUCGCUGUUGACACAAAUUUUGUGAUUUUCUCCAGAACUUAAUUGUAUACUUAAUUGCUAAAAUCACAGGCUGUUUAAAUAAUCACGCACUUUGCCCAUGGAGGUAAAAGCGCACAACGAUGCACAACGCUUUAAUUCACCUGACGUGUGGGCGUGGCAUCACGUAUGUCAAUCAAUCGCCGAGUCCCGUAUCAACGGAGUUGUUGAACGCCACGGACACGCUAUGACCCUUUGAAAAAACAUGCAUAAACAUGCGCAACGUUUUGUUUGGUACGUGGACGACACCGAUGAUUGCAUAGAAACCAAAGAGGGCAGGAGGAAUUAUCAAGAGCAUUAUUGUCAUUAAUGUGGGUGUGUGUCACUGUGACAGGAUACCGAAUCGGUGCAUGUGUACGUUUCUUCGUCAUGGAUAAUUCACGGGCAUCCUUGAUGUUCAAGGGGGUCGCGGUGGUCGCGAUCGGCAUCGCCGCCGCUUUCGUGAUGAACGUUCAAGAUCCAUCACGCACGCUUUUCGGAGGAGGAUACCCAGAACUCUGGCGGAGGACGGGACUGGCCGGUGCCCCUGCGCGGGCCGCAGCCUGCAUCUUUGUGGGAGUGUUUCUCUUAGCUGUGGGUUGGUUGUACAGACUGUUAUUCGCUCCUCUGGAGCUUCUCCGUGGAGUGGAUGAAGUGGGUUACAUCGCGGAGGACGGGCGCUCCCGUGCGCAAGCGGCCAACGAGGUGCGGCGGAGACGCAAGACUGGAGAAUUACCCCCGGUUUAUCCCAAUGGAUGGUACCGGGUUUUGGACUCUCACAUGCUGGAGAGAGGAGACGUAAAGAGCGUGACUAUACUGGGGCAGCAGGUGGCAGUGUUACGUGGACAAGACGGCAAGGCUUAUGUGGUGGAUGCUUACUGCCCCCAUUUAGGUGCCAACCUGGCUGUAGGCGGAAGAGUGGUAGGGGGUUGCAUAGAAUGCCCCUUUCACGGCUGGCAGUUUCGAGGGCAAGAUGGGAAAUGUGUCAAGAUCCCGUAUGCAGAUAAAGUGCCCGAGUUUGCGAAGGUGCGGUGCUGGCCCAGCUGUGAGAUCAACGGACAGGUUCUGGUCUGGUUUCACUGCGAUGGGUUAGAGCCCAGCUGGAGAGUGCCAGAACAGAGUGAGAUCACACGUGGAGAAUGGGUUUACCGUGGUCGCACCGAACAUUUCAUUAAUGCACAUAUUGAGGAGAUUCCAGAGAACGCUGCGGAUAUUGCACACCUGGCUCAUCUGCACACUCCGGGCAUUGUCAGUGGCGUUGAUCUCCGCUACACCAACAGCAAGACCUGGGAGUUUAUACGACACGAUUGGAAGGUGGAGUGGAAACCAGAACCCGAGCCAAACCAGCACUGCUCACAGAUGUUGGUGAAACACGCUCUCACUGUGUUUGGACGCCACUGGCCUUUUCUUGAUUUGGACGUCCUGGCAAGACAGGUGGGUCCUGGUGUUGUCUUCCUGCUUUUUGAACACAGUUUCUUGGGGCGAGGUGUGAUCAUGCACUGCGUGACCCCCGUCGAGCCUUUACUGCAGUGUGUAUCACACACCAUCUUCUACCAGAGCAGCAUUCCUCCCCUGGUACCCAAGUUCAUUCUUCGGGCUGAAUGUAUCCAGUUUGAACGAGAUGUGAUGAUCUGGAACAACAAGACCUACAUCUCCAAACCCAUGCUUGUGAAAGAAGAUUCAGCUAUACAGAACCACAGACGCUGGUUCAGUCAGUUCUACAGCGAGAACAGCCCCCGACUGCGCUACCAACACGACACCCUGGACUUCUGACCGCAAACAACGCUUUAACCAAUAUGAACUUCAAGGAGGCAGAUACAAAUAUUUUUUUAAGUUGAUAUUUAAAUAUCUUAUGCACUAUAAAAAAUCAUUAUGCAAGAAUGCAGAUUAUGCAAACAUUUUUCUCGAGCAAUUCUUUUUAAUAAAACAUUGUUUCAACAAACAAUGUGCAAUGAAAACAAUAAAGCAAAUGCAAAAUAAAAGUGCAAUUUGAAUUUGGAAAUUACAAAAUUUUUUGUUUUUAUGAAGAAAACAUGAAGAAAACAUAUAGUUUGCUUUUUAAGUCAAAAUGAGCACCACUAACACUGUUUUCUUUUCCAUGGCGAAGACCUUUCACCCUUGUUGAAGUGCCUCAGACAAUCAGGAAUCAGUAAAGAAUAGCUGUACAUUUCUCUCUGAGCUACUAAAUUUCUUGAUUGGAGAAUCACACAGUCUGACUUUUACUGCUAUAAUUAGGAUUCAGCUGUCUGAAGAGUCCGCUGUGAUUCAGUAAGCAGUGAAUCAAAGCCCUGUGCCCUUACCGAAGCACUAGGUCAUGUAUGCAAGGCUGCACACAGAUGCAAAGAGAGAACACAGAGUUCUCAGAAGCAGAUUGUAUAACAUACAGGUGUUACUCUGCGCUUGUUUUGAUUUAACCAUUUAAUUUAAUUUUCUUGGAAGGGAUCCAUUUUCUAAGCGAUCAGACAUUUCACAUGGUGGACAUUAAAAGGAGUGAAACGUGUAAUGAAUACGAAUGUUUACGUUUACAGUUUUAUUAUUCGUUUAGUGUUUCAGGGCUUGACUGAAAGCCAUCUUUCACGUUUCAAAUAUCACCAUAAUUAGUUGUCCAUUCACCCAUUGAUACUGAUGCCUGUCAUUAUCCAAUAGACCGCACUGUGGAAAUAAGGAUCCCCAAAAUAGCUGCCAAGUAGGUUGCGCAAUUACCAGACACGUUGCCAUCAAUUAACGUCAAUGAUGGUUAUCCGCAUAUAAAGUAGCAAUACUGUUGCAGAGCCAUACAAUCGAGUUCCCUCCAAUGCCAGUCUAAAGCCCUAUUCGCACGGGAUUAGUAUUACCUGGGUACCUCUAGUCAUUUGUAAUAAUUGCAGAGGUUGUCUGUGAUCUUAAUCCCGUGCGAAUCGGCCAUGUCUGUAAUUUGUAAAGUAAAAAUUCCCCCGCAAAUUACCUACCAUAUUUUGACGAACACCAGGUCCUGUGAUAAUAUUAGUCCCGUGUUAAUCAGUAUCUCUGUGAUUUGUCGGGCUCAUACAUCAUUUUUCAAGGUUUUAUCCACCGGUUGCGAAUAAUGGAGGCUGUGUUGAAGUGUUUUGAUAUCAUUUCGGGUGCUGAGUCAUAUCCAUACUAGGGAUGUGCGAGACUAAUCGACUAGUCGUUUAAACGGUAUAGUCGAUAUUGAAAACAACAGUAGAUUACGUGUAAAAAUUACACAAAAUGUUAUAAUGUAAAUGACUUCCAUUUUAAUGUUUCGUUUAAAAAAAAAACUUUAAAUCACUUACUAAAACAAUAUGUUUGAUAAAAUAAUUAUUAAUAGACUUUAAAAGUGUAUCAGGAACGAAAUGUUUUAAUUUUAGGUCAGACCUAGCAUGCGUUUCCAUUGUGCCAAAGCUCAGGAAUGACCACUUGAAAGACGAGAUGUGGGGCUGUUUUGAAGGAGGAAAACGGGUAGGUUUUACGCAAACUAUGUCAUAUCAAAGUGGCAAAACAAUAAUUUCACUGAGCCAUGCGUAACCUUGUAUCAUGUUCUUUUUGGCGCAAUGCGGAAAAUGCAGACGGAAGCGCGGAAUGCAGGCAUAAAACGAAGAAGUAGACAAUGAUCUAAAGCUACAUACAGUUAUGUAAACAAUUACUUAAUAAUUAUCAAUAUGUUCAUAUUUAAAAUGCAGGAAAGACAGAUUUACGUUAUUUGGUGGCAGAAUGAGCUGUAAAUGCGGUGAAUGCAUCUUGAGCACACUCAAUAAAACUGAGAUGAGAAUGUCUCAGCUUCUAGAUUGACAGAACUUUGAAAUUUCUUUUAUUAUAAUGUUUAUCACAAAAAAGCACUUGAAUAAACAUGAUCGCUUAGCACUGUUGUAUGUGUGGCGCAGAUUCCUCAGACGGGGUUAUUUUUCACAAACAUUGAGCCGACUUUCAUCCGAGCAUAACGCUUGCAUUUCCUCAACAAGAACAUGUAAAAUAAUAUUAACAUCAUAAUCACAUGCGGACUCGAGUGUUCAUGUAUGUGUCAUGGUUCUGUCCCACCUUGUCUUGCUUUUCUUGACCUAGUGGCAGAACCAUGAUAGAACCUCUUGUUUUAUGUGGAGAGAGUCAGUUUUGGCAUUCCAUAUACUCCCUCUCUCCGGUGUGGCGUCUCUGUUCCCGCCCUUUCGUCUCCGGUGAUAGCUGGUCUCCCAGUCGGCCAUCCAGCCGGCGCCGUGUCCUGUCCAGCCGGCCGUCCAGCCGGCGCCAUGUCCUGUCCAGCCGGCCGUCCAGCCGGCGCCAUGUACUGUCCAGCCGGCCGUCCAGCCGGCGCCAUGUACUGUCCAGCCGGCCGUCCAGCCGGCGCCAUGUCCUGUCCAGCCGGCCGUCCAGCCGGCGCCAUGUCCUGUCCAGCCGGCCGUCCAGCCGGCGCCAUGUACUGUCCAGCCGGCUCCAUGUACUGUCUAGCCGGCCUUCCAGCCGGCGCCAUGUCUUUGUUUGGACUUUUUUUUUCUAUGUAUCACGUUUUUGGUCGUGUUUGUAUAGUUAUGUUUUUUGUCACAGUCUGUGUAGUCUUGUUUGUUCCUUGAGGAGCAUCAGGAUGCUGCUCCUUAAGGAGGGGCUUCUGUCAUGGUUCUGUUCUGUGGCAGAACCAUGAUAGAACCUCUUGUUUUAUGUGGAGAGAAUCAGUUUUGGCAUUCCAUAUACUCCCUCUCUCCGGUGUGGCGUCUCUGUUCCCGCCCUUUCGUCUCCUCGUUAUUGUUUGUUAAUUAGUUCAUGUCCUGCACCUGUCCCCUCUUGAUUUAUCCCCUUUAUAAUGCCCUUGUGUCUUCUGUCUAGUGCUGGUUCAUUGUACUGUACUGUGUCGUGUUUGUGUAAUGUGGUGAGUUCCUGUCUUUGAGUUAGUUUAGUUAGUCUUGUUCCUGUUUCCAUGUUUGUUACUUUACCCCCACGUGGGUCUUUGUUUUGUUGCUUAUUAUUUAUUAAAGUUUGUGUUAACCCCUUACCCGCUGUCUGCGUCUGGGUCCUCUGUACUGUGUCCUUGUUCCCUCACCAUUCAUGACAGUAUGUUGUAUAAAUUAGCUAAUUUGGGCAGUAUGCUUUAUUAACGGCUUUUUCAUUCGCUCUGCGCGAGAUCAAAUGUGUUCUGACUUUUUGUCCAUGGCUUUCUAUUCGCUUUUUUGUUUACACACAUGUUGCUCUUCUUUAUAAAUAAUAAAAACAUUAUAUAAUGUAGGCUAUCUUGUUGAUAUGGUAUAGGCCUACCCUAAUUAUAACAUGUAGGCUAAAUUGCGACAUAAUUAAAAAAGCAAUAUUUUUUCAAUCAACAUCAUUUUAAUAAACAAAUAAUGAAACAUUCGUUUUUAAGCUUUAAUUAAUUGUUGUUAAAUAUUUUAAGUUUCAUGACUUCAGUGUAAUAGACACACUUUUGCUAAAAUUAUAUAUAAAAAUUCAAUUAAAUUAUAGUAAUCAAAUUAGAGACCGAAAAAACAGACUUAAAGGAGAAAAUAAAAUGGAUUUUGUAUAGGCUAAAUAUUUUAAGCCCAGGCACAGACCAGCCAAAGCAAACAAAUGCUCAUCGCAUCACAUCUUGCAGCCGCUAAAACGAUCCAGUCAGGGUUGGCUCAUCAGCAUAUGCCUGUUUUAGCUACAUUAAAUAUUGUAUAUGAACAGUUUGAUUAAUAGCCUACAUUCUUUAGUCUUUAAAAUGUAUUACAUGGCCCUAUACGCAAAGUUUUUGGACCGCCUUCUGGGCCAUUCUUAGUUUUAGACUAGUGGACACGGUUACAAAACUUUCGUUUAAACGACUGUCAAAUUAGUCGUAGAGCACAUCCCUAAUCCAUACCUGCCAACACUGUCGUUUUGGCCGGGAGUCUCCCGUUUUGUUAUUUCUCAUGGAAACUCUCGUAACAGGUGGUGAGACCCGCAAUCGCGGUGAUCUGUCCGGUUCGUGAUCACUGGUCUCAAAUGAUGACAGGUACGGUCAUAUAUCAUUAAACACCAUACAACUAUAGGCUAUACAAAAUAUACUCAAAGCCCUGCCAUCAUAUCCGGUAAAUAAAUCCUUAAAUUUGAGUAAAAUCACAGGCUUCACUUAUCCCGUGCGAAUGCGCCAUGAAAUACAGAUGUGGGUAGGUAAUUUCUAAAUCACAGGACACGAGGUCCCCAGAUAAUACUAAUCCUGUGUGAAAAGGGCUUAAGUGGCAUUAAUGAAUCGGCCUGACCGUGCAGACAGCAUGUGUCUUUUAUGACAUGUACCAUGUGCUGAGGUCAUGCGCCAGUUAAUGUAUACUGUCAUAAAGCGAGAUGGAGUUGGGCGACUGCCAGAAACAUGCUAGUAUGCAGAUGUUUCGCUCUCAUUAAUUAAGUCCUCUUAAGCUCCUCUCCUGUCGAGUCUGAAGUGUCUUGUGUGUUUUGCGUCUCUGUGUUCAGACAGCAUGCAUGGCUGUACAGACUGUUCCUUUGACGUGUGUCUCUACACUGACUGCUGCAAAACACAGAGAGGAACAUUAUGACAGACACUGUGACAGUCCCUAGGCUCUCGAUAUUAGAUCUGUGAAACAUCACAUUUUUUACAAUAAUUAGGGGUUUGUAUGAACCGUAAACCCCUCCCAGGUAUGAAAUUUUGGUGCAUAAUUAGUUCCGCACUGUUUGGUUUUAUAGGCAUGAAGGAUACCCUUUAAUUGUGCUUUUACAUUUCUAAGCAAAAAAUUUUUAAUCAGGUUUAUUGUGUUAUUGCUAUGAAGAGAUCUGGGUUAAUAUGCAUUAGUGUUAAUGUAAAUGAUUCAAAAUGCAUGUUGUAUUGCAAAUUGCAAAAGUCUCUGACAUUGAAACUGAUCAUUUGGUUUCUGUUUAUAAGCACGACUGCACUUCGAAUGCACAUCUUUGUUUGUUUGUUUUUCAAUUGCAUUAGCUACAGAUGUCAUACUCAUGCAUUUAAAAAUAAACUGUGCAAAAAAUGUUGUA